AUAUAAAAUGUCGCUGGAGGACUCCUUAAACAACAUUGGCCUCGGCAAUCCUGUGAUGCAAGCGGCUAGGUCUUACGGAUCGGCACUAAUUCACGCCAUUGGGAUAACGCCGGAACAAGGAAAGAUGAUUCUGAAGGAGACGCAGACGCUGGGCUCGGUCGUUUCUAAAUACGUCUGGCCGGAUAUCUCGCUGAACACUAUAGUCGGCAGUAAUUACCACUUUGUGCGUUUUGCCGGCCUGAGUGGCACAUCGGCCAUUUUAAUGGGCGCCUACAGCAGCUACGUGCUGGAAGAUAUAAAGGACCCGUUGGAGCAGAUGCGCUCGGAGGCCUAUGCUGAUGGGGCCAUUCGCAUGCACCUCUGGCAUGCGUUCGCCAUGAUGGCCAUGCCACUGGUCCACUACCCCGUACUAACCGGAACCCUGAUGACCACAGGCGCCCUCAUCUACAGCGGCUCCUUCUACUAUUACGCCCUAACGGGUAAACAACGUAUCCGGACUUAUCCGACCAUUGGAGUGUUCUUCCUGAUAGCAGCUUGGAUGUCUCUGAUCAUGUAGGAUCAUGGUGCUCUAUGGCUGGUGUUACCAAUGACGAGCUGAAAACACAGACGGCUCAGAUGGCUCAGAUGGCACAGAUUGACUUGCAGUGGUAUCCCAGCAGCGAUACUAUCGAUACGAGGAUUCCAUUGAAAACAGUGGGAACAUUACAGAGUGAGAAGACAUUAACCACUUUGAUGGAUCGGAGGGACUGCAUCUUAACAAUACAUUCCAAUAAAUACGCUCUAGCUCUUCCAGCCCUUAUCCUGGAAGGUAAAUACGUUCGGAACCCCCCAAUAGCGACUUAAGGAUGAUCUGUCGGUUGACUAAGGGCUCUACCGGAGUAAGAACUACCUCCACCGCCUCAUUUGCAAUGAUAUCCAUGCGAAUUUACACCUGAUAACAGCACAAAGGUGUCGUGUCAAUUAUGUUGUCAGUGGGGUAAUGAAACAAUUACCUUCUUCCUCCGGAAUAGCCGUCAAUCAGCCAUCCGCAUCAUCAGUAAUCAUCAGGCCACUGCAGCGUUCCGAACGUAUCUUGCCACCGAUUUUAUUUAAAGUUUCCUUUAGUACGAAAUGAAAACAUCACACACAUGAGCUUCAUGAGCAUGGAAUUUAUUUGAUUCAAAUUUAUGUAUACAUGUAAAGUCCAAGCAUAUUUGGGAAUAUAUUUCCUGUACAAAGUACAGACAAAUUGUAGAAAAUGUCGGUGGUGGACUCGGUACUUUCUCUGUCACUGUACACUCUUGUCUGAAUGGGUCCCGGGAUGUACCCCCACAAUGCCUAUGAACCCAACCAUACAAUCGAUCCCGCACUCAGUUGCCACCUCGUGUUUUUACUCCUUUGCGUGCCCU
Molecule: messenger RNA, 1388 nt
Organism: Drosophila persimilis
Lineage: Eukaryota; Metazoa; Arthropoda; Insecta; Diptera; Drosophilidae
Product: transmembrane protein 256 homolog
Exons: 1
Coding region: 8-556 (182 amino acids)
Source: RefSeq, a predicted model, not a curated record